AAAAUACUCAAUAGUAGUAUCUUUUUCGAAUAGCUCAUCACUAGGUCUUCUGCUCGCUCCCACACUUCUCAGUUAGUCCGAGAAAAAUGUUCGCGUUACGUGCUGCCUCUAAAACCGAUAAGAAUUUGCUGCCGUUCUUGGGGCAAUUGUCUCGUAGCCAUGCUGCUAAGGCUGCAAAGGCUGCGGCUGCCGCAAAUGGAAAGAUUGUGGCCGUAAUUGGCGCUGUCGUCGACGUCCAGUUCGAUGAUAACUUACCGCCCAUCCUCAACGCCUUGGAAGUCGACAACCGUUCUCCUCGGCUAGUGCUUGAGGUGGCUCAGCACUUGGGAGAAAAUACCGUACGCACUAUAGCCAUGGAUGGUACCGAGGGCUUAGUUCGUGGACAGAAGGUUCUCGAUACUGGGUAUCCAAUCCGUAUUCCAGUUGGUGCCGAAACACUGGGUCGCAUUAUCAAUGUUAUUGGUGAACCCAUCGAUGAGCGUGGACCAAUCGAUACUGACAAGACUGCAGCUAUUCACGCCGAGGCUCCUGAAUUCGUUCAGAUGUCUGUUGAGCAAGAGAUUCUUGUGACUGGAAUCAAAGUCGUCGAUCUCCUGGCUCCCUACGCCAAAGGCGGUAAAAUUGGUUUGUUCGGAGGUGCCGGUGUGGGCAAAACUGUGUUGAUUAUGGAACUUAUUAACAACGUGGCUAAAGCUCAUGGUGGAUACUCGGUUUUCGCGGGAGUUGGUGAACGCACUCGCGAGGGAAACGAUUUGUACAAUGAGAUGAUUGAGGGUGGUGUUAUAUCACUAAAGGAUAAGACCUCCAAGGUGGCUCUGGUUUAUGGGCAAAUGAACGAGCCGCCAGGUGCUCGUGCCCGUGUCGCUCUCACUGGACUGACCGUUGCAGAGUACUUCCGUGAUCAAGAAGGACAGGAUGUGUUGCUGUUUAUCGACAACAUUUUCCGAUUCACUCAAGCUGGCUCAGAGGUGUCCGCUUUGUUGGGUCGUAUUCCAUCCGCCGUCGGUUAUCAGCCAACCUUGGCUACUGACAUGGGUUCUAUGCAGGAGCGUAUUACCACCACUAAAAAGGGAUCCAUUACUUCUGUUCAGGCCAUCUAUGUUCCCGCUGAUGAUUUGACCGAUCCUGCUCCUGCUACUACCUUCGCUCAUUUGGAUGCCACCACUGUAUUGUCGCGUGCGAUUGCUGAACUGGGUAUUUACCCUGCUGUGGAUCCACUGGAUUCGACUUCUCGAAUCAUGGACCCGAACAUCAUUGGACAAGAACACUACAACGUUGCCCGUGGUGUGCAGAAAAUCUUGCAAGACUACAAAUCCCUUCAGGACAUCAUAGCUAUUCUCGGAAUGGAUGAACUGUCUGAGGAAGAUAAGCUCACAGUCGCUCGCGCUCGCAAGAUUCAGCGUUUCUUGUCGCAGCCAUUCCAAGUUGCUGAAGUCUUUACCGGGCAUGCUGGUAAACUAGUGCCCUUGGAGCAAACCAUAAAAGGCUUCUCAGCGAUUUUAGCUGGGGACUACGACCAUCUACCUGAAGUAGCUUUCUACAUGGUCGGCCCAAUUGAGGAAGUUGUGGAAAAGGCUGACCGCCUGGCAAAAGAAGCUGCCUAAGAAGGUGUAUUGGACAAAUCUUCAAAUUCGUAAUACCAACUUAUAACCCAUUUAGCAUUGAAUGUUAUGCUUUGAAUUUAAUAAACUUUGUAACAUCAUAUUAAAUUCAAUACACGCGAAGAACUCAAUAAAAUCUAUUUAAACAUUA
Molecule: messenger RNA, 1752 nt
Organism: Drosophila yakuba
Lineage: Eukaryota; Metazoa; Arthropoda; Insecta; Diptera; Drosophilidae
Gene: ATPsynbeta
Product: ATP synthase subunit beta, mitochondrial
Exons: 3
Coding region: 87-1604 (505 amino acids)
Biological process (GO): proton motive force-driven mitochondrial ATP synthesis; proton transmembrane transport
Molecular function (GO): ATP binding; proton-transporting ATP synthase activity, rotational mechanism; ATP hydrolysis activity
Source: RefSeq, a predicted model, not a curated record